Messenger RNA from Mycena citricolor, 649 nucleotides. Lineage: Eukaryota; Fungi; Basidiomycota; Agaricomycetes; Agaricales; Mycenaceae. The record is from the annotation of a GenBank genome assembly.
AUGCGAGACUCACAGUAUUCUGAUUGUCCUGUGCGAAGGUACCACUGUACUGGAGCGACAACCACGAACUCGGUCGAGGUUAGCGUCAACUCUAUCACUGCUGCACUCGAGGGCAACUCAGAACAGACAAAACCGUUCCAGCUCAAGACCCUGGAACGAUAUCAGAGUUUGCCGACGCCUGUUGUCACGCCGUGUCGAACACUUCUUAUCCUUAUCUCCGUCAACUUCAUGCAAACCAGUGAAUCCGACAUGGCUGCUCUCUUCCCCAUAAUGCUACUCUUCGUCGGUCUUUUGUAACUCCCAAUCCUUGACCAAGAUCAGGACAUUUUUGACACGCGGCCAUGCUUUGUAUAGGACUUGCGCGUUAUUUUGGUGUCUCCUCUCGUCGUGUCUCGGAACUUCGACCCGACAGGCUCUGAGCAAUGUCUGGGAAUAUCUCUUACUUUCUUCAAGGAACUCUGGCGACAGCCCGUUGCGAAUGAGGCGUCGGGCCGCGCAGGGUCGAUUUGGCAUGGCAGCAGAGGAGUGGGAGAUGAAUAGCGUGCAUUGAGAGUAGAGACGUUACUCGAAAUAACAAGAGGACGACCAUAGCGCGUUUGAUCUGUUAGGGGGUGUUUUGACGUAUAAAAGCUCGCCCCUCACCACCUUU